AAAAGGAAUUAAGGUGUGCAACCGGACAAAGGGGUGAAGUUGAAGUUUGGUUGUUCCAGCUUUGGCAUCGCAAUCGAAGGGGGAGAGACAAAGGAGCGAAACAAGGCGCGUCUGCUCUUCUCCUGAAUCCAUCAGAGGAGAGCUUCAACCAGAUUCAAACCUCGGUCCUUCUCCUAAAUCUGGAAUUGCAAAUCCAUUUGCUUCCAUUCUUGGGUUUUUGCUGCUUUGUGGACUGCUUCCUGAAUCCAGCGUCCGAGUGAAGAUUUGUUCUUGAUACAAGAUGCCUCGGGAUUUAUCACGAUCUCGAUCACCUUCGUAUAGGCGGAGGCUUUCACCAUCUCCCCUAGGGCAUAGGUAUUCCAGGAGAAGUCGAAGAGACAGGAGCCGUUCACCGUAUUCUUAUAGCAGAAGAAAAAGCCGCUCAAUUUCCCCAAGACGUAAUAGAAGUCGUUCAAGAACACCAAGACGCCAUAGAAGUCGUUCUCCAAGUUCAAGAAAUUACAGGAAGCAGAGACGACGAAGUUCCUCAUCAUCUCCGAUUCAUAGAUCUUCUAGUUCAAGCCUUGGAUCCAUUGAGCAAAAAAGUACCAGUGAAAAAUUGAAAAAGGAAGAGGAAGAGAGAAAAAGGCGACAACAGGAGGCAGAUGCUAAAUUGCUUGAAGAAGAAACAGCAAAAAGAGUGGAAGAGGCAAUUCAUAAGAAAGUCGAAGAGAGCCUGAGCUCCGAGGAGAUAAAGCAAGACAUAGACCGCAAAUUGGAGGAGGGACGGAAAAGGCUGAACGAAGAAGUGACAGCUCAACUCGAGAAGGAAAAGGAAGCUGCCCUUAUGGAGGCUAGACGGAAAGAGGAACAAAGUAGAAGAGAGAAGGAAGAGCUGGAAAGGAUGGUUGAGGAGAGCCGGAGGAGAGUAGAAGAGUCUCAGAGAAGGGAAGCUUUAGAGAGACAGAAGAGAGAGGAGGAAAGAUAUAGGGAACUAGAAGAGCUACAAAGGCAAAAAGAAGAAGCUAUUAAGAGGAAAAAACAGGAAGAAGAGGAACAGAAACUUAACCAGAUGAAACUGUUGGGUAAAAACAAAUCACGGCCGAAACUGUCAUUUGCCAUUGGCUCUAAAUAAGUAAAAUGCUUAAUUUUUGGGAGUCUUGUGAAUUUGACUCGAUUGUGUAAUUUGGAAUGACAUAUUUUACCUAAUGCCAGCCAGUCUUUCUUCUCUGGAA
This is a messenger RNA of Momordica charantia (bitter melon), 1214 nucleotides long. NCBI's taxonomy places the organism in Eukaryota, Viridiplantae, Streptophyta, Magnoliopsida, Cucurbitales, Cucurbitaceae. The record is from RefSeq and is a predicted model, not a curated record.